AUGUCCACCACGACGACCGUCCAGACCGACCAAGAGACUCUGGUCACCAAGCUGCAGGCAGCGUUCGACGAGAAGACGCAUGAGGGGUACAAAUACAAACGCUACCUCCCCGUCUACGACACCGUCACCAAAUUCCCUCCCCUCGAACCCUUCGACUUCCACGACCGCGGCCACCUCGCCGACAAGGACAAGCCGAACCUCCUCCAGCCAGACAAUCCGAAUGUUGUCGUUACGAAACUGACGCCCCGCAUCGGCACUGAGAUUCGUGGCUUGCAGCUCUCGCAGCUCACGGAUGCGCAGAAGAAUGAGCUUGCGCUGCUGGUUGCUGAGCGGGGUGUUGUCGUCUUCCGGGACCAGGACUUUAAGGAUAUUGGCCCCGAGAAGCAGAAGGAGUUUGGCGAGUAUUUUGGUCGGUUGCAUAUCCACACGUCGAUACUGAUGAACGAUGACCAGCCCGUCGGCGCUCACGUCGACGGCUUCCUCGAAUUCCACAACAUCUACCUCGGCCCAGACAACCUCUAUCGCGCACAGAACAAAUCCACCAAAUUGACCACGACGGGCUGGCACUCGGACGUGUCGUACGAGCACCAGACGCCCGGCAUCACCAUCCUGACGCUGCUCGCCGUGCCGUCCACGGGCGGCGACACGACCUGGGUGUCGCAGGUCGUCGCCUACGAGCGUCUGUCGGAGCCGAUCAAGAAGCUGCUCGAGGGUCUGCGGGCUGAGCAUAGCGGGUUCCCUCAGGCAGAGAAGGCGUCGAGAGAUGGCAGGUUUGUGCGUAGAGAGCCGGUUAAGUCGUAUCAUCCUAUUGUUAGGGUUCAUCCGGUGGGUUGCCCCUGUCGAUACAUACCUCUGGUAGAUGAAUUAUCUGACGUGACAGGAUGGAUAAAGGUCACCGGCCAAAAAGCCCUCUUCGUCAACCCAGGCUUUACGAAGCGCAUCGUCGGGCUGAAAGAUGAGGAGUCGGACGCUAUUCUGAAGCUUCUGUUCAAGCACAUCUCCCAAGGCCAGGACUUCCAAGUCCGUGUCCGCUGGGACGACCGCACCGUGACGCUCUGGGACAAUCGCGUCACGGCCCACACGGCCAUCUCGGACUAUGACGUGCACAAUCCUGAGGAAGGGCUCCGGCAUGGAUUCCGUAUUACUACGCAGGCGGAGAAGCCGAGGGGGGUGAAUGGGUUGGAGUCGGAGUGGUAG
Messenger RNA from Rasamsonia emersonii CBS 393.64, 1197 nucleotides. RefSeq names its product Dioxygenase-like protein. The transcript has 4 exons. The record is from RefSeq and is a predicted model, not a curated record. Gene Ontology annotation, cellular component: cytoplasm. The coding region runs from base 1 to 1197 and encodes 398 amino acids. NCBI's taxonomy places the organism in Eukaryota, Fungi, Ascomycota, Eurotiomycetes, Eurotiales, Trichocomaceae. Gene Ontology annotation, molecular function: 2-oxoglutarate-dependent dioxygenase activity.